AUGAGCGCCAUAAACAGCAGCUUUGUCUGGGUCACACCCUCUCUGCCUCAGGGACCCUUAGGCAGGAGGUACUCCGUGGAGACCAGGUUCCGUGGACACUACCAUAUCAUAGAGAUGAGGCAGCCAUUCAUUGUGCUGCUGGUGUUUGUGAGCUGUGCAGUGGGAGCUCUGUUGAGAACCAUUCUGAAGAAAUCAAACAUUCCUAUUAUUGUAAUUCUUUGUUUGAUUGGAGUUCUCCUUGGAGUAGUGGGCUACUUUGUAAAGGAGUUAAGCAUUUUGACAGAAUACGUUGCAGAAAUUGAUCCAAUCCUGUUUCUUCAUAUGUUCACACCUGUUAUAAUAUUUACUGCUGCUUUUGAAAUGGAUUUUUAUAUAUUUCGGAAAUCAUUUUGGCAGAUAUUGCUACUUUCAGUUCCUGGCUUUUUGCUGAAUUGUACUUUAAUUGGAUGGUUAACUUAUAAAAUCAAUAAGUAUAACUGGAACUGGCACGUUAGCAUGUUGUUUGGAAUCAUUCUUAGCACAGCGGAUCCUAUCCUCUCGGUGGCUUCUGUGAAAAACAUUGGUCUUUCAAAAAUCAUCAUUCAUCUAAUUAAAGGAGAGUCUUUGUUCAAUGAUGCUACCACUGCAAUUGUUUUUGAAAUUUACAGGGAUCUUGUAUCUGACCCACAUACUGAAGUUGCAAAAUAAAUUAUUAUUAAACUAGUAUUAAAAUUUUUUGCAAGUACCAUAUUUGGAUUUUUGAGUUCAAGAAUAGUUAUAUAUUGGCUAUCUCAUAUCUUCAGUGAUGGAUUAACAGAAGUAAUUCUCAGCUUCUCAAUGACAUACCUGACUUUCUUCAUUGCUGAAUGGAUUGGAAUGUCUGGUGUUAUCUCGCUCACUGUUUUGGGAAUUCUUUUAAAUUCUGUAAGCUUUAGUCCAGGGGUUGAUAAAUUUAUCUUUAGGUUCUGGGCAAUGCUGACAUUUUUGGCUUAUGUUAUGAUAUUCAUUAUAAUUGGAAUUGUGAUAGCUGUAAAAACCUUUCCAUAUGUGACUAUUCGUGAUUUGUUUUAUAUCUUAACACUCUACCUUGCAUUGAAUCUUAUAAGAGGCCUAGUUGUUUUGUUCUUGAGCCCUCUUCUGAGCCGUCUUGGUUAUGGAUUUAACUGGAGCUGGGGAGCUGUCAUUGUCUGGAGUGGAAUGAGGGCUACUUUUACUUUGAAUAUGGCUCUUAGGAUUAGCCAAUCAAAAGAUCCGGGUACUGCAGCAAUGAAGAACAUGAUAUUACUGCAUGCAGGAACAGCGUCAUUAAUGACUUUGAUGAUUAAUUCUACCAUGAUGAAAAAGCUGGUUACAACAUUGGGUCUAUGUAAUAUUACUCUUCCAAAGCGUAUAGUAAUGUACAGUGCUGUUCAGCGUAUAAAAGAAAUGGAGGCCAACACAUUUUCCAUGUUGAAACUUGAUAGAUUUUUAGCUGAUGCAAAUUGGACUAUGACUGAAGAAGCAAUUAAAAUUGAUUACCCUUAUAAAUUUGACAUAGAGGAAGUUUCCCAAAUUGUUAGAACACUUAAAUGUCCAGAUUGUAACACAGACAUUUCAUAUGAGACAACACCUCAACAAAUUGCUGACAUACUGGAAGAAGCCAGGUUAUGUCUUUUAACAGCACAAAUAGCUAGUUAUCAGAAGCAAUACCACACUGGAAUGCUUAACCAAGAUGCUGCCCAAACAUUAAUAGGCGCAGCAAAAAGCUAUGUUGAUAUUAGAGGAAAAUUUAUGAACAUUCAUGAGGUAAAGACAUAUUGGGAAAGCAAAGGACUACUAGUUUCCUUUAAGAAAUUGUUAUCUGAUUGGGUUUACAAUGUGAAGGAUGAAAAAUCUAAGCCAUCAAGGAACAAGAUUCUGAAGCUGUGUCACGAUAUUGUAUUUAUGGAUGAAUUUGAGUACACAAGUUAUAUUAUAACAUUAUUGAAUUUCAUUCCCAUUCUAAUGCAUUUUUUAACACCUCUAGAUGAAAUAUAUAUUAAACAACUAAAAAUAUGUAACUAUUAUUUCAUCGGUUUGUAUAUACUGGAGGCAUCAUUAAAGGCUUUAGCCAUGGGGAAGGCUUACAUCUUUCAUCAUUGGAAUCAGUUUGAACUAGUAAUCAUAAUAGUUGGACUCAUAGAUAUCAUGAUUAUUAAUAUCUUUAAGCCACUUCACCCAACAUAUCAUAUGAUUAAGACUAUCAGGGUAUUCCGAAUCAUUCGCCUUAUUAGAGUUCUGCGUCUUUUGAAGCUUGUGAUACCAAGACUGAUAGACCUAUUGGAAAAACAAAUAAACAAACAGUUAACCUUUAUUACAAAGGUGAGUAACCGUCUUAUUGAUAUUGCUAAGGGAUAUGUGCAAGGUGAAGAAGAUACAAAAUAUUUAAUUGAACAGAUUUCUGGUCAUGAGACAAUUUCUAAGGAAAUAAAUAAAAUUAUGGAAAAGAAUAAACAAGAUGGUAUGAAAGAGCUAGGUUUAAUGCAGCGUAAUUAUCCAGAUAUUGCUACUGCUGUGAAAACUAAACAGGCAGUCCAAACUGUGCUAAACACAGCUACAGAAACUCUUAAAGUAUUGAUAUCAAGUGGAAUUGUUGAUAAAAAUGAAGAAGCAAAAUUACAAAAGAUGAUUCUGCCAAAAAAAAAAAAAAACCUUGGCACUCUUCCGUCUACUAUUGCACCGCCUACUGCAGAGGAGCUUUUACACAGUAUCAGUUGGUUAGAAAAUGAAAAGAACCAAAUUGAGUUCAUCCAGAAAAGAGCAAGGCUCCUUUGUUAUGACUAUGAAGACAUUAUAUGUGAGGAAUGUGAAAUGCCACAAGGAAUCCACCUAAUUAUUUCUGGAAUGACAAAGCUUUGUGGUUCCAGUCCCUGCUAUGGAGUUGCUAAAGAUGUAUAUGAACCAAGAGAUCCUAAAUGGGUGCCAUAUACUGACUACCUGGUCAGUGGAGCAAUAAUAGGAGAGUUGAACUGCCUAACUAAGCAAGAAAUGGAAUAUACUGUUACCUGUGAAACUGCUGUUCAGACAUGUUUUAUUUCUAUGGACGACUUGUUCAAAGCUUUUGAUAAGUUUUUAGAAUGCCCAUCUUUGGAAUAUAAAAUAUGGUUAAAACUUGCUCUUGAUAUCACUAUCAAAACUUUCAAGGAAAACCUUGCUUACCAGGAUUGGUCAUAUAAGAUGUGUACAAAGUUGCCUAAUGUUUAUGUGAUGGAUGUACCAACCCACAGCAAAUGGGAUAUUUAUGAUGGAACUAUGGAUGAUGUUAUUCUUGUACAUGGAAGUGUACAAGAUUGUCAACUACUGCAACCUUACUUUGCACCUUGUAUUUUAUCUAAAACUUGCCAUCAGGUACAAGGAACUGCUGCAGUAACAAAACUGCUAAUUGUACGAACCACUACCACUACGAAGAAGAAGAGUAGUAGAAGAUGCAGUAAUGUGUGUCAGUAUCAUUCAUCUGGUCAGAGACAGGCUACCAUUGGAAAUACUGUAGAAACAGAUGGUAGCAGUCGGCAUUCACUGCACUCAGAUUCUGUCCAGGGUGAGACUGCCAUAACCUCAACGGAGGGGGCGGCCAGAAUGGUUUAUGCACCAACUGCAGUGUGUGGAUAGUCAGGGUGUCCUUCAUCCCGUGCAGCCUCACAUCAGCCUGCUCAGAAAACAGACCACUUCUGUCAAAGCAAGGUCUUGUAUAGAGGUCUGCAUCUCCUGGUAGAAACCUGCAAUCUUAAGCCAAG
Molecule: messenger RNA, 3731 nt
Organism: Gopherus flavomarginatus (Mexican gopher tortoise)
Lineage: Eukaryota; Metazoa; Chordata; Testudines; Testudinidae
Product: sodium/hydrogen exchanger 10-like
Exons: 28
Biological process (GO): proton transmembrane transport
Cellular component (GO): membrane
Molecular function (GO): monoatomic ion channel activity; sodium:proton antiporter activity
Source: RefSeq, a predicted model, not a curated record